Messenger RNA from Aedes albopictus (Asian tiger mosquito), 6087 nucleotides. RefSeq lists its product as uncharacterized. The coding region runs from base 2212 to 3060 and encodes 282 amino acids. The record is from RefSeq and is a predicted model, not a curated record. The transcript is spliced from 2 exons. NCBI's taxonomy places the organism in Eukaryota, Metazoa, Arthropoda, Insecta, Diptera, Culicidae.
GAAAAUUUUAAGAGAAUUCUGGCAGACAUUCCUUGUGGAUUUUUCCUGAAAAAAAAUUUCAAGAGGAAUUUCUGGAGGAAUUCCUGAAUUUCUGGAAGAAUUUUUUGAAUAUUUCCUCGCGGAAUUCCUGAAAAAGUACCGGGAGAAAUUUCUUUAGGAUUAUCUGGAGGAAUCCGUGGAGGAAUUCAUGCACUAAUCUUUGGAGGAAUCUCUGUAGAUUGCAACAAGGAUUCCGAUCGAAAUGUUCGAUCUAGGAAUUCUGACUCAAUCUUCUCCACUUCUAGCAUCACUAAUUGUCCACGAUUGAAAUUCUUUCACAACGACAUUAUUUUUUUUUUUAUAAAUGAUAAUUUUGUCGAUAUUUUCCAUUGUACCGUGGAUACACAGUUACGGAUCAAUUCGAUGUUUAUGGUCAAAUGUCGGCUCUCUGCACAGCAUGACAUAACAUAGCAUAGUCUUCAUAGCAUAAACACUAUACUAUGCCACUCCAUGCCAUGCUAAGCUGCAACAUACGAUCGUAAACAUCGAAUUGAACCGUAACCGUGUGUGAUCCAUAACUGUAUAUCCACGGUAUUUGAUACGUUUAUAUUUUUUUUUAAGAAUCGUAAUAAUGACUCCAUAAUAAAUUUGCGCAAUGCCUUGAAAUCAUCACCAUCCGGAGCCUUCUCCAGAAUCCCAAUAAGAAGUAAUUGGCGAUGUUAGCACCACAUCAUGUUGAAACCCCUUCUUGGGAAUUCAUAUUGCGUGUAACACCAUAAUUUUAUUAUGCACCAUGAUCAUACAUAUAUUGCACCAUCAUUGUAGUGCCCCCCCUAAACAAGAACCCUGCGCACGCUAGUGAUCCUGUCGAGGAUUCCGAAAGAUUCCUGUCGAGGAUCCCGACAGAGUCCUGUCGAGAAUUCCGAAAGAUUCCUGUAGAGGAUUCCGGCAGAAUCCUUUCGAGGAUUCCGACAGAAUCCUGUCGAGGAUUCCGAAAGAUUCCUGUCGAGGAUCCCGACAGAAUCCUGUCGAGAAUUCCGACAGAAUCCUGUCGAGGAUUCCGGAAGAAUCUUGUCGAGAAUUCCGACAGAAUCCUGUGGAGCAGUGCACAAAAUUUUCGAGCAUGCACGAUGACCCAUGAUUUGGAUGCAUAUUCAUUCAUGCAAGAGUAAAAUCUCUUCACGUUACUGAAUGAACCGCCACAUCUUUGACAUAACCAUGAAGAUUUAUUUCUAGCCAUGCGCGCAAGUUCAUUUUCUUGAUCAGCUUCUUUCAAUGUUUAUGUUCAUUCACACUGAUUUUUUCACUGAAUAUUAUCACUUGACUGGCAUUCGUAGUAAGAUCGACGAGAGUUGUUCACGGCUUCGGUGUUAAAUCGGAUAUUUUUGUUGUGGAUUAGUGUGUUGUUUCGAGUGGAACCGGACAAUGGAAACAGACAGUCAAAGUUGUACACCACCCCCAUCAACAGCAGCCGGAAGUUCGGGAAAACGGGGAAGAAAACGAAAUGACAGCAAAAAAAGUCUUGCGGAAAUUGCUCUUGGUUUUAUCCGCCGGGAAGGUCCAAAGGCUUCAUGUGCCAUUGAUGCCGGAAGUGCGUGCCAAUAUUCCCAGGAUAAACUGGACGUCGGCAAUUUUAUCCGGCAUUUCAGGACCCGUCAUCUCGACUUUGCUACGGCAAAUGGUCUAUUCAAGGAAAAGGAAGUUCCAGCUAAGAAGAAAAGGGUUGUGCCCAAGAGACCAGUGGCAAUCGAUGCACCAUUGAUAAAGGAUUCACUGUUAAAAAUGGUUACCUACCACAACCUUCCACGAAGAUUUGUACAGUGGGAAGGCUUCAAGCAACUGUUUGACCCCUUGGGGGCAGCCUGUGGCAUGACCAUCAACGAAGUAAACAUGAUGCACGAUCUCACGGAAUUUGCCCAAAAAUUGCGAACGAAUAUUGCCGAGGAAAUGAGAGGACGAUUGGUAAGCCUGAAAAUAGAUUCUGCCGCUUACCAGAAUCGUCAUAUUUUGGGCGUUAACGCGCAAUAUGCUAUGAACGACAACGUAGUUAUUCGAACUCUGGGUAAGUAUGCAUAUGCCUAAACGAAACCGUAUGCACAGAAAAUUAGGUUCCUUUCAAGUACCAAAUCAACCUACGUUAUAUUCCGAAUAAUGACGUCUGAUUGUCUGUGGAAUACCUAAAUCUAAAAUUUUAAUUCCGUACUUAAUGAUCACACCCAUAAUUUCACAGGAAUGAUGAAGGUUAAAGAGCGCCAGACGGCGCGGUUCCUAAAAACUAAAGUUUUGGAACUGAUUUCGAGCUACGGAAUUGGAGUGGAUCAAAUUUUCUCGAUAACCUGCGACAACGGAGCCAACAUGCUGGCAACUGUACGACAGCUGAAGCAAGAGGCUGAGUUGAUGGCUUUUGAAUCAGAAGACCCUGAUAACGUCGAAAGACAAGACAAGGAGCUCCACACAUUCACAGCAGCAAUGUGUAACGAACUGCAAGAGAAUUUGAAUCUGAUUAGAUGCGCGGUCCAUACGCUCCAGCUCGCCAUUCUGGAUGUAGUGGACAAAUCCAACACAUCGGUAAAAAAAGUUACCGAAGUUGCCAAAAAGUUUAAGCAAAUUAAAUAUAAGCUUAGCUUCGCGAACCCGCCAUACCCACCGGUUUGGGGUCCGACUCGAUGGUGCGGAAUAUACAAAAUGAAUUCCAGCUUCCUCGAGUAUGAAUCCUUCCAUAAACAGUUGGCCCAACAGUUUCCAGAGCUCGAUCUCGGAGAUACUUGGGAGUUCAUUAAAAAUUAUGAAGAAGCUUUCAGACCGCUUUAUACCUGUACAAAAAGUAUGCAGUCGAAUCAUGUAUCACUACCAGAUUUUUAUUUGAGGUGGCUGAACUCCAUAAGGGAAGUGAAGAAUCUACCGCAAAACCCGUUUUCGACUCCAUUAACAGAAUCAUUGAUUGCCCGACUGCAAAAACUACGCCAAUCCCGAGCAUUCCAAAUCGCACUGUUUUUGGACCCUCGAUUGAAUUAUAAAGGUUCAAAGCUGUUCACACCGGAGGAAAAGGACCAGAUUCAGGUAAAUUUAAAUAAAGACUAAUGAUACUCAAUACACGGAUGAUGAUUUUAAAUCCAGUUCUGAUUGCCCGUCUUGAUUGAGCAUGCUGAACUUGAAAAAUUACUGAAACACCAGUAAACGCAUAGCUUUUUUAGAAAUGUGCAUAACAAUACAUGUUGUAUUAUUUAUAUUUAUAGGGCUACAUAAUCGACUUAUACAAAAGGAUUUCUUCAUACCACAGCUCUACAUCAGCGACUGCGGAAGCCUCGACAUCAGCAAAAGAAGAUGAUUUCGAUUCCUUCCUUACCGAAAUGUUUGGUGAAUGUGAUGUACCAACCACCGAUGAAGCUAAUGGCUCCCAAUUUCUGCAGCAGUUGAAAGCACUGGAGGUAGAACCAAGACAGAGUCACGCUUAUGAUGUUUGGCACCACUGGGUAAAUAGGAAAACCACACAUCCCGAACUGUAUGCCGUUGCGAUGGUUGUCUUAGCAGUGCCCUCCAAUCAAGUUUCUGUGGAACGUUCCUUCAGUGCUUUGCCUUUGGUGUUGACUGAUCUACGUUCCGGGAUAAGCGAAGAGAAUUUGGAAAACAUCCUCAUCAUAAAACUCAACAAGGAUUUGUUUGAUGCUGUCGCGACAUCCAUGUUCUUGCCAUCAUUGCCCUUGAACGAGUCCUCCAGUACGACGUAAGCGAGUCUUAAAGGGCAUACACGAUAAUCAAAUGUAUUUCUUACGACCUGAAGACUGAAGAUAUGCUUGGCUGUUUUCUUUUCUAUAUUUAAUCCUGAAUUCGUGUCCUUUGUAGUUGUAACUAAGGACUACAUUUUGUUUCACAAGACUGAUCAUCAUAAACGUUUUAAAUAAAUAAAAUGUCAAAAAGUACAAGCUUUUAUUUCAAUUUAGUUAGUGUACCUACACACAUUGGCGUAAAUACGGGGGGUCUAGGGAGGGCUUAGACCCCCCUAGAAUCCGAAUAGCCCCCCUACAAAAUCUUCAAAUUACACUGCGAAGCCUUCCUGAAUACUGAAAUUGGCUAUUAAGCCCCUCCUAGGAAUUUCACCUGGUGACGCCAAUGCCUACACAUAUGCAUUUAUUUGCAUGAUACAAAUAUUCUCAAUAUAUCUAUUUGCACGAAAAUUCACAUAAAUUGUAACAUCAAACACUGGUUGAUAAAGUAAUAACGUGAUGGAACCAAAGUGGACAAAACGAAUUUCGCAAAUUGACCCUUCUGGCCUAUUGAGGAUCAAACUCGAAUGUAUUAAAGUAUUAGAUAUUCCACUUAUUAAACAUAUUCCCGUAGAUGUUGAUUGAAAAUCCAUCAAUUAAUGCAGCAACGACGUUGAAGUUUAGCAUGGUAUCAACCGACUAAUCGCCAGUUGUUCGACGAUAACCGCAUUCGAUAAAUAAGAUUUGAACGAACUAAAUUGACCUUCAACAACAUACUAAUCACUCGGCUUCAUUGGUCAAUAAUUUUAAUCUGACGGCUCCUAGAUCAAUUUUUGUGCCAAUCUUCCAGGUGUCACUGCAUCAAUUUUCAAUUAAUAGUUGAUCUCAUCGGGGUAAUGUUUAGAGGGGUUUAGUAGUGCUACCACACUUUUUGAAUUCAAUUUCAUCGCCUUUCUUCCAUAUAAAUCCAUGGUGAAUGGUAAAAUAGCAAAAACUGUAGAUUGCAUCGGGAACGCACCUGCAAACAGUAGUCGUAAGAUCUGAAAGAGUUUUGUUUGUUUAAUCAUUAUUAUUAUUCAUUGUCAUGCUUUACUCACGGAUUUCUGAUGUUUACUCUGCUCCUGGAUGGCCGUCGACUGUAUUUUCUUAUUUUCUACAAGAAAAAAAUGGAACAAAGUAUCAAAAACAUAAUAUAUACCUACCAGUCAAUACUUCCCGUAAAAAAGCAUUUUUCUGUAGCACCAAAAAGACCACCACGAUCACUUUUAAAAGUAAAAACCGAGACAAAAAUGGUUUAAUUUCCGCGAACAAACUGUGGAAUCUUGUUUUGUUUUUGACAACCGGUUUGCUUUGGACUGAUGUCGUUUGUGUUGAUUCAUUACACGGUAAACUUAGGUUGCAUCAUCGUAUCCCAAGGCACACCUAGAAUGCAUAACAAAUUUUGAACAUGCUUAUCUACAUUAUUGUAAAAUAUCAAAACCAAAACAUAAGGUAUUGCUAAUUUUUUUUGCAAAAAAAAAGCUGAUUUGGGAAGCACUAACUUUCACUUCCAUGUAACUUUAGUUCGAUCAAUGCACGCCAAGACAAUCAGGAAGGCAAUUAGCCAAUUUUGCGUAGCACUCGCGCGUUUCUGUGUGAUGUUGUUUAAGAGUGUUUGUCGCCCAUUCAUUCGGCAAACAUUACGAUGCGAGGCUAGCAAAACAAACCCUUUCCUGGCAAUCGAUGUACAAUCGAGCAAAAAUGUACAAUCGAAAUAGCAUGCUUGUUAAAAACAUUAUUAUUGCUAAAUUCUACAAAGUGAACCAUUUUUAUUUAUACAGACUGUUGCGUUGCGCAAAAAUUUAAAAUUGUGAAUGCUCCGCUCCAACGUUAAAUCGUUUUGGCGUUUGCAGCGCAGUAUUCCUUAGUCCAUUCACGAACUUAUUGUACAAAGACCAGCAAGAUUAAAUGUUAUUAACGAUUUUGCAUUUCUUCCGCUCUAUUUUUCUAGCAUAAUAUUUAAAAAUUGAAAAAGUUAUUAUUUUGUUAAAUAUUUCAGGCCAAACAUGUCUAAAGGUCCUAUCUGCAGAAGAGAGGCUCUCUUUGGUUUCCCUCUCUUUCGUUAAUAUCUCAGCUUUUCGUUUGAAUUAAGAUUAUCUCCUUGCAUAGAACGAUGGUCAAAUCAAUCGUCUUUUGAUUUGUACUGCAAAAGUAGUUGAAAAGUUUACCAUUACAUUGCAAUAAUUGAAAGAGAAAGUGAAUAAAGAGAGCCUCUCAAAUGCAGAUAGGACCUAUUGAAAUGUUCGGCCUGAUUUACGGUUGCACUUUUUCUUUGCAACGGCCGGAAAGGGUUCACAACAAGCUUUGAAGGUUUGAUUGAAUGGAGUAGUGGGUUCAUCCCGGUGCACAUUCACUCAAGCUACAA